Molecule: messenger RNA, 1455 nt
Organism: Megalobrama amblycephala (Wuchang bream)
Lineage: Eukaryota; Metazoa; Chordata; Actinopteri; Cypriniformes; Xenocyprididae
Gene: lg4h2orf68
Product: linkage group 4 C2orf68 homolog
Exons: 5
Coding region: 23-550 (175 amino acids)
Source: RefSeq, a predicted model, not a curated record
UUUCAACUGAAGAAAGAAAGACAUGAACAUCUUGGAUGACAUGGGGAGCGGAUCUAUGGAGGUCAUGCGUGAUGCAGAGGCGGAGAGCGCCAAAUACAAGCCCGGCGGUCGACUGGACAUGAGCCACGGGUUCCUGAGGCACAUCAGGAGGAAUCAGAUCGCCAGGGAUGAUUAUGACAGAGAGGUAAAACAGGCUAAGGAGAAACAGAGGCGUAGACACACCACCACCCCCCGCCGUCCGCGGAGACCCGACCGCCAGGUCUACCACCCACGCCAUCAGAAUGGAUCUGAAGCAGGUGCGAAUGCAGAGGCGGAGGACUGGAAUGAGAGCAGCUCUGGCACAGAGCAGGAGAACACUGGCACAGAGUUAUUCUGGCUCGAUUAUCAAGCUGACAACGGCCAAAUUACGUCAUUCAUCGUUCACAAGGAGGACAAGCCAGAAGUUAUUGUGGAAAGAGUGGCGGAGAAGAACGUUCUGGACUCAGCCAUGAGGGCGGCGCUGUUGGCACGUGUGGGACAAGAAAUGGACAAGCGGUGUGACAAAUGCUGAGAGGAAGAGAGAAGCGUUUUAAAAUAAGAGUGGAGAUUAAAGCGCAAUGCGCUGAGACACUAUUGAGCCAGAAUUGAGACUGAACUGCGUUUCUGUAUGACGGCACCAAGCAUGCAGCAUUCAUAAAAAUCAUGGAGAUGCCAUGUAGCCUAAAAUGUGAAGGUGUAGCUCAUGAGCGGACUCUGAUCUAAAAUGGUAUGUAUUUCAGUAAUACACAGAAAGUAGGACCUGAAUUGUUCUUUCAACUGGAAGCUGAAGUCCUUGUGUCACUCCUCACGUCACACUCAGACCAGACGUUGGACAAAUGUCAAGCGCUCUGGAUCCUGAAGUGUUGUGCAGCUUGACCGUGGCACCCGAGGUGACUUUCGUGCACUUGUUUUUAUAACCACAAAAUCUACAUUGCCUCACUAGGUCCAAUUAUUGCAUCUUACAGGCUUUCAGAUAAGAAUGUUUUAUAUAUGGUUUAGGCUGAAUCCACACAGAAAUCAGGUCAAAAACACUUCCAGUCUGAAGGAGUCAACUGUGAUGUAGUCCACGUAGAUGCUACAGGAAAUAGCUGACAAAGUGUGAUGAAUGCUAAUGAGGUCCUCAUUGCUCUGAUAUUUAUAUCCAUGCAUUCGGAUAUCUGCCUUUUCCUUUUAUUUUCUUAUGUAUUUAUAUUGAUAUAUUGAUAUAAAUAUCAUCUUUUCCUUUGUUGGUGCUCAUGAUGUCCUGAAAACUUUUUUUUUUUCAUCUCUUUAUUCAUUGUAUAGGUAGAUUUUUAUUUUUGUAAUCGUAUUCCAACUGUGUACAGUUGUGUUAAUGUGUAUAUUGCAGGAGGAAUUGUUCAUUCUGUCAUAUGGACAGAUGAUGGCAGUGUGCACUCUGUUUACAUCAUGUGCAAAAAUACACCUUUCUUUAUCUGC